Aphidius gifuensis is the source of this 1377-nucleotide messenger RNA. RefSeq lists its product as uncharacterized. NCBI's taxonomy places the organism in Eukaryota, Metazoa, Arthropoda, Insecta, Hymenoptera, Braconidae. The transcript has 4 exons. The record is from RefSeq and is a predicted model, not a curated record. The coding region runs from base 131 to 1255 and encodes 374 amino acids. Gene Ontology annotation, biological process: SCF-dependent proteasomal ubiquitin-dependent protein catabolic process. Gene Ontology annotation, cellular component: SCF ubiquitin ligase complex.
UAAAAGUGAAAUUUUAACAUGUUACUUUAACGAAAAAAACAAUGAGAUAGACUAUCAGAGUCAUGAUUAUUCAUACGCCAAAAAUAUAAUAAUUGACCAUCUUAAUGAUGAUUGUCUGGCUGAAAUAUUCAUGUAUGUUCCAGCAUGUGAAAGACCAAAAAUUGCAUUGGUCUGUCAAAAAUGGAAAAGAGCCCUUGAUACUUCUUGGAGUAAUGUCAAAAAACUUGAACUCACUCACUGGGAAUAUGAUGAGUAUCCAACUUGUUUAAAGAAAUAUCCAACACUUGAUGGACAAUUGAGCUUUUUGAAAACACUGAUAUAUAAAUGUGGUCGUUAUUUAAAAAAAUUAGACUUGACAGCUUAUGGUCAUUGUAACAUAUUGCCAGUUAUUAAUGAAUAUUGUCCCAACCUUGUGGAACUUCGAUUGAGAUUCACCUUCAUUGACCAUGUGUUAUUAUAUAAUGCAUUUUCACGUCUGUCUAAGCUCAAAGUAUUAGCAAUUAUAUUUCAAAAUUUCUAUUAUAAGUUUGUACCUCAUAUUUUAAUCUACUCAUUAAAAAAUGUUGCUGAUACAUUGACUGAUUUGAUUCUGUUAAAUUGGAAAGAAAAAGAGCAGGACUCCUGCCAAUUUUCAGAAGAAACCAUUUGUGUGAUUCGUGAAUUGAAGGCUUUGAAAAGAGUUGAUAUUAGUGGUAUAUUAUCUACUCAAGAUAUUCACGAAUAUCUGUAUGAUAAGAUGUUAGUAUAUACUGUUCAUGACGUUUACUUGCGCUCAGUUGAGACGAACCAGUUCACAAAUAUCAAGAAAUUACGUUUGGAUAAAUUGAAAACUACAGAUGAUGGUCUGUAUACAAUUGCCAAUAACUUGAAGCAAUUAACAGUUUUACACAUACAGUGGAAUGGUAUAACUAAUGUUGGUAUUGCAACAAUUUCAAAGAUGAAUUUAGUAAUUCUUUCUUUUGCCGGCCCUAAUAACGUUGUUGAUUCUUCAUCAAUCAUCUUGCUUAAAAACUUGUCGGCAGUAAAUUUUUCAUGCAGCAAUAAAAUUACUGAUGAUGCAGCCAUGAAAGUUCUUGAAAAUUCACCAGCGCUAAAAGAAAUUUAUCUUGUGGGAACAAGUGUAACUGUUGAAUUUUUCAAAAGAGCAGCAGAAAUAUCAAGCAAUCGAAAAAUACCUUUGCAUAUAGGUGUUUCAUUCAAGUUUGAUGAAAAAAAAUAUGAAUCGCCAUAUUUAACGAUUAAGCAAUAUUGCUAACAACAGACUAUUAAUAUAGUAUAUAUAAUGCUAGAUUAAUAAAAUAAUUGAUUGUCAAUUUUGAAAUAUAACAUGACAGUACAUCAGGUAAAUGUAACUAUCAUAGAUUUAAGAAAAAAAGA